Molecule: messenger RNA, 1679 nt
Organism: Tachysurus vachellii
Lineage: Eukaryota; Metazoa; Chordata; Actinopteri; Siluriformes; Bagridae
Gene: nyx
Product: nyctalopin
Exons: 3
Coding region: 35-1567 (510 amino acids)
Cellular component (GO): extracellular matrix
Molecular function (GO): protein binding
Source: RefSeq, a predicted model, not a curated record
GCCAUUAAAUCAGUUCAGAUGUUCACUCUGAAACAUGCUGCUGACGGAACGACACUUAAGAGCUACUUCAUGGAUGGGUUUUAAAUUGGAUGUGUUGACAUCAAUAAGCAGACACUUUACUCUGACAUGCUACAGGUGGAAUAGUUCAGCAAUGUUUUUCUGUAUAGUGUGGCUCAUGGUCCUGCCUUAUGGCAUGACUCUCUGGGCCUGCUCUAGUUCCUGUCCUCCCAGCUGCAUGUGCACUCAGGAAAAGAGCUGCACUGUGCUCUGUGACCGUCUCAACAUGGCGGAUCUGCCCAGAGAGUUCCCCUGUGAGGCCACCUCCAUCAACCUAGAGAAGAACAGCCUCAAAUUUUUGUCAGAACGAGCUUUUGGAACACUUCCUUCUCUCAAGUCCCUCUUCCUGGACCACAACAACAUCUCCUUUAUCACACCAGGAGCUUUCAAAGGGCUUCCCAACCUGCUGGAUCUCACGAUGGCCAACAACGAGUACAUCCGCUACCUUCACACACGGACCUUCACCUCCCUUAAACGCCUUGUGCGCUUGGACCUUUCUGGCUGCAACCUCUUCAGCAUGCCUGACCGCAUUUUCCUGGAGCAAACUUCCCUCAGAGAACUAUUCUGCUUCCAGAACAAUUUCAGACGCAUCCCAAGUGCUAUACGAGGAAUGGAGAACCUGACACACGUUUACCUGGAGCGUAAUAAGAUUGAAGCAGUAGCAUACAACACCCUGCUGGGAUUAUGCAACCUCAAGUUUCUGAACCUGCAGCAGAAUCGCAUCAGUGUCAUCCAUGAUGAAGCCUUUAAGGACUUAAGACAACUACAAAACUUUUACCUUAAUGACAAUCUGUUGGUUGACUUGCCAAGGAAAUCUUUCAAAGGCCUCUGCCAUCUGAAGAUGUUAAAUCUGGGUGGUAAUCUGCUCACUAAUGUCUCCAACACCUGGUUUGGUGACCUGGUGGAACUGGAGGUACUCUAUUUGGACCGGAACUGUCUGUCCUUUAUUGACAAGGGUGCCUUUGACAAUCUGACCAGCCUUAUUGCAUUGCAUCUAAACAGCAACAAACUAACUUCUCUGCCUUUCCCCAUAUUUCAGCCUAUUUACUUCAUCGGGCAGCUUUAUUUGUUUCGUAAUCCCUGGGAGUGCAGCUGUGAGCUGGAGUGGUUGAAGGAGUGGAUGGAGAAGUAUAAGCUAGUGAGGGAUAUCCCCUGUGCAUCUCCCACUUCAGUAGCUGGUCUGGAUCUAAGUACGGUGCUGUACACACAUGUGAAUGGUACUUGCAUUGACCCAGCAGAGCUGAACCUGACCACAGCUGGUCCAGAUUACAGCACCACGCAGAGCAAGUUCAACAGUCUAAUCUCUAAACUGAUGAACCAGGAACUUAGGGAGGAGGUGAAAAACUAUACUGAGGUUCAGAAGAAUGAGACGGUGAUAGAACCAGCAGAAGGUCAGCUCUCAGCUGCUCACAGGCCUUGUAGUGUUGGCUUAAUCCUGUUGUUAGUGCGAACAUUGCUGUUCCUCAUCCAAGCUCAGACAGGCUGCCUAUUAGACCUUGCUAAUUCUUAAUGAAGGCCUGGCUCAGGUCUGGAGGAAGACAUUUGCCAAGAAUGUUUUUGGACUGAAUGUUCUGUAGAUCAGACAUUUAAGCCUUCCUUCAGAGAGGGAUUGUGUGAAAAGG